Messenger RNA from Parnassius apollo (apollo), 327 nucleotides. The record is from the annotation of a GenBank genome assembly. NCBI's taxonomy places the organism in Eukaryota, Metazoa, Arthropoda, Insecta, Lepidoptera, Papilionidae.
AUGGAAAGGCACAUUGAAUGUGGCAGUAGCGGGGCCUCUACGCCACAUUCAAUCGUAAUCGGUGCAGCAAAACGACCCAGAAUUUCAUCUUCGUCAUCCCAUCGCCCAAGACAGACUCUUAGGGAUGAUGAUAUAAGCACAAUACUAAACUAUGGCAAUGAAGAGGACUCUGAGGACGAGGGGGAGAACAAUAACUUUAUCACAACGCCAAUGGUGCCGAGAGCUACACGAUUUUAUGUUCAAGACGAGGACGAUGAUGUGGUUAAAACUGAUGCGAUACCGUCGUUUCAAUGGCCACCUCAGUCACAGCAGCCGCAGCAGUUCUAG